Hemicordylus capensis (graceful crag lizard) is the source of this 3513-nucleotide messenger RNA. RefSeq lists its product as uncharacterized. Lineage: Eukaryota; Metazoa; Chordata; Lepidosauria; Squamata; Cordylidae. The record is from RefSeq and is a predicted model, not a curated record. Gene Ontology annotation, molecular function: DNA helicase activity. Gene Ontology annotation, biological process: telomere maintenance; DNA repair.
AUGACGGGACAACAUGAAUACAGCAAGAACUUCAUGGAGAAUGUCCGAUCUAUAAACAGUGCGCUAGCAUUUGCCUCCAUGGGAGCAAACAUAGUGCCACCACCAGGCCACGGGCCGUACUGCUUCCGAAUACACGGCACAAUUUGCCACCGAGCAGGCACGCUGCACCCACAGCAGGGCCAAGACAGACAAUAUGCGCAACUAUACAUCUUAGACCCCACAGAGGUCGCAGAAAGAAGAUUACAUAAUAAAUCCAACACAAAAAUCAACCCACAACUUAUGCAAGUUCUAAGUACAUGUUUUGAAGAAAACAAUCCCUUUGCUGAGGCUUGCAAGAUGCUACACCAAGUAGAAACAGAGUGCCAAGAGGACGCAGAACAGACAGGCGAAGCACUUAGGGAAGUAACCAUGACCAUAGUCCAAGACCGAGAAAAUGACCAAAGACGUUACAAUGCACCCCAGCAUAACGAGGUCGCAUUUAUAUUCAAAAAUAAUGACGGAGAGCCACCACUGGAAAGAUACCUACUAAUUCACUGUAAACCUAGAGCAGGCAACCCAGACCAUAACAUUACACAAAGAAUAAGUGUCCUCGAUCCCAACCUAGAACCCAUGGUAUACCCAUUACUAUUCCCCAGUGGAGAACAAAGCUGGGGGAUAGACAUACCUUUACAACUUAGGCCACAAGCCUUAAAGAAUUUAACAAAGCAACCAUGUGCACCAAGAGUACGAGUCACCCAGAUGCAGUACUAUGGCCACCGUCUAUCCAUCAGAGACAACUUUAACGCCUUCCUAAAUGCAGGCCGCCUUACGCAGCAAUACAUGGUUGAUGCAAAUGUAAAAACAGAGGCCAACAGACUCAAUUUCGUACGACACAAUCAGCCAAAACUGCGAGUCGAAAAAUACUCAGGUUUGAUGGACAACUUAAACGAAACAGCCAAUACAACAGGCCAACUUCCAGGAAAGACUUUUAUUUUGCCGUCCUCAUUUGCAGGUAGCCCAAGAAACAUGCUGCAGAACUAUCAGGACGCCAUGGCUAUUGUCAGAAAAUACGGAAAACCAGACCUCUUCAUGAGGUCUGUUACAAUGACACGCAACCCAAAGUGGAAUGAAAUUGAAGACAACCUAGAACAGGGCCAAACUGCUGCAGCAAGACCAGAUAUAGUGGCAAGAGUCUUCCACCUGAAACUUAGAUCCCUAAUUGAUGACAUCUGCAAAAACCAUAUAUUUGGCCCACCAACAGCCAUUGUAUAUGUCAUAGAGUUCCAAAAAAGAGGCUUGCCACAUGCCCACAUAUUGCUCAUCCUAACUGAACACUAUAAGCCAAAAACUGAAACAUCCAUCGAUGACAUAGUAUCUGCAGAAAUCCCGAACAUCGAAACAACACCACGCCUGCAUGAAAUAGUAACAAAGCAUAUGAUCCACGGUCCAUGCGGUACUCACAAUCGACAUUCACCAUGUAUGUCGAAUGAAAAAUGCACAAAAGAAUUCCCAAAAGAGUACCAAGAACAGACUAUUGCAAACAUCAACGGAUACCCCAAAUACAGAAGAAGAAACACCGGAAACAGCAAAAACCAGAGAGGAAAACCAAUAGAUAACAGAUGGGUUGUGCCAUAUAAUCCAUUCCUGGCCCUAAGGUAUAACUGCCACAUCAAUGUCGAAGUCUGCGCAUCAGUCAGGAGUGUAAAAUACCUAUUCAAAUAUGUCUACAAAGGCCACGAUUGCGCAAAAGUAGAAAUCCUAGAACCAGACACUUUGAACCAUGAUGAGAUCACAACCUACAUGGAUGCAAGGUAUGUCAGCGUGCCAGAGGCAGCAUGGCGACUAAAUGGAUUCGAAAUGCAUUACCAAUCCCAUAUAGUGCACAGACUGGCAGUGCGUCUCCCAGACGAACAAGCAGUAAUUUUCAACCCAGAAGACAUUGGCGCAGCAAACGACAGAGCAGCAAGCCGUGAAACACAACUGACAGCAUGGUUCAAAUUAAAACAGCAAGAUGAGAAGGCAAGACACAUAUUAUACACAGACAUCCCAGUAUAUUAUGUCUUUGACAAAGCAAACAGCACAUGGAAAAUUAGACAGCGUGGGGCAGAAAAAAUGAUUGGCAGAAUGUAUUCUGCGAAUUUGCAAACAGACCAGGAGCGCUAUUGCCUGCGCCUCCUACUGCUGCAUGUGUCAGGAGCAACAUCCUAUGGAAACCUCAGAAGCAUGGAUGGAAUUGAAUACCCAACUUUCCAAGAAGCAGCAAAAGCAAGAGGACUCAUAAACGACGAAACAGUGUGGGAAAGCACACUCAAAGAUGUAGCACAAUACAACAUGCCCACGCAAAUCAGAGAACUCUUCGCCUACAUCUGUGUCUUUGCAUCCCUCCAAAACAUGCAGGAGCUAUUUACAAAAUAUGAAGAAUACCUCAUCGAGGAUUAUGUCCAUAAACAUCUACAGCACAAUAAAGAAUGCACAGUAUGCCGUGACCUCGCCCUCCAGGAAAUUGCAAAAAUUUUAAAAAUCCAUGGAAAGAGAUGUGGAAAGACAUACUUAUACAAAACCAUACUCAACACAAUUCAUGGCCAGAGUGAACUCGCGCUCCCUGUAGCCUUCACAGGGAUAGCAGCAAACCUUCUACAAGGAGGCAGAACAUAUCACUCACAAUUCAAACUGCCAAUCCUAAGACUUCACAACAAUAUAAGAUCAAAAGACCCAGAAUUCAGCAAGUGGAUAAUCUCAGUAGGCAACGGAGAGACACCACACACUGAGGGAUUACAAGAAAACAUAAUUGAGAUCCCAUCAAGCAUCAUAUGCAGAACAGAUAUCGUGAGAGAAAUUUCCAGAGAAAAAAUACAAGUGCAGAACAUCCAACACAUAGCAAAGAGAUCCAUCCUUUGCCCAAAAAACAGUGAUGUAGACAGCAUCAAUGACCAGGUGCUCCGCAUAUUAGAGGGUGAACCAAUAACUUAUCUCAGUUCAGACUCCAUAGAUGACACCACUGAGGAAGAUGCCAAAAACUACCCAGCAGAAUUCCUGCAUGACCAAACACCCACAGGAAUGCCAAAACAUACACUCACCCUGAAAGAAGGCGUGAUAAUAAUGCUUCUAAGAAACCUAAACACAAAAAAAGGCUUAUGCAAUGGAACCCGCCUAAUUGCCACAAACCUGGAAAAGAAUAUCAUAAUAGCGCAAGUUAUUACAGGAUCAGCACAGGGAGACAUGGUCUUCAUCCCAAGAAUUGAUUUGGCACCAACAUGCACUGACCUGCCAUUCAUCUUAAGAAGACGACAAUACCCUGUAAAAUUAGCAUUUGCAAUGACAAUCAACAAGUCACAAGGACAAACCCUGGAAAAGGUCGGAAUCUAUUUGCCUGAACCCGUGUUCAGCCACGGACAAUUAUAUGUCGCGUUAUCAAGAGUGCAAAGUUUUGAAGACGUCGUGGUCAGGGUGCUGGAAGGGCCAGAACAAGGAAGACUAAUACCAGACUCAGAACAAAUAUUCACCAAGAAUGUGGUGUAUAAAGAAAUACUAUAA